CUUCACGCUGCAUCUAUCGUGCAUUGCGCUCGUACACGUUUUACAUAACUACACGUGCAUGAUUUUGAAUGUAUAUAUAAAUUUUUCCUCCGUGACUAACACGGAACACGUGCGAUAGACUUGAGUCAACGAGGCGCGACAGUUUGCUUGUCGCUCACGUGAAUACACAGGUAUAACGUCUGAAGUUAAAACAGCUGCUUGCCGAUACUCUACAUUUCCGUGAUGCAUUCCAAAUACAUGUUAUACUGAGUGAUGUAUAUAUAUAACGUUUUUUCUUACAAUACCGUUCAAGUGUUUCCGCAAUUUCCAAUGUGUCUCAGUGAGGAGAUUGUUAUAUUAAACCGAGAUGCCUAUAAAAAAUUUGAAAGCAGCGGAUAUUCUGGAGGAUUUAGAAUCGAAGCUCGCGUAUAUCCCGGGUGGUCGUGAUCACGAUGGGCGACCUUUAAUAGUAAUCAAUGUUCCACUGGAAUUUGAUUCAACAACAAAAUCAAAAUUAGAAUCCCUUAUUUUAUAUUUUAUGUCAAUUUUCAGCGAGGAAACAAAGGAAAAUGGAUUGAUUCUAGUUGUAGAUGCGCGUCGCAGUGCAUGGCGCGUAACUAGAUCUUGUAUUAGACUCUCUACAAACCUUAUAGGAUCUAAAGUUAUUUCCGUGAUUGUAAUACGGCCUGAUGGUUUUUGGGAUAAACGUGUUGAUAGCUGUACCAAAUCGCAUAAAGAAGGCGAACCUAUAUACGUUACUCUAAUGAGGUUGCAUAUUUACAUUGACUUUUCUCAAUUACCGUACGAGUUAGCAGGUAACAAGGCAUAUAAUCACGUUGAAUGGAUUAAGAAACGUAUGAAAAUAGAAGAUUAUUCAGAAGACGCGUUAGAACUUGUAUCAAAGAUGACAAAUUUACAUCAAAAGUUGAAUACUUUUGAUGGUGUUCGUAUGAUGCAAUGGGAUGAUGUAAAAUCUUAUUGGGAGAUGGCCAUAGAAUUGUUAUCAACAGCACGUCACAUACUUCAAUCAGGUAGGAGUCUAGUAAGUUCUAUGAGUAGAGAGUCCUCUAAAGAUAUUUUGGAUACCGUUAAAGGAAUUCACAAGUUAUUCGAUUCUGUCGAAUUAAAGCAGAUGGACAUUGAAAAUUCGUGGACAGAGAUGGAAAGAAAUCUGGAUACUGCCAGAGUAAUCGAAGAUCUUGAGCAGGGUGUGUCGAGUGUUACUAACUGGAUCUUGGGUCCAGCAGACACAAUGCUGAACUCUUGUUGUCAAGUUGGCUUUGAUGUUUCUUCAUCCGAGGAACUUCGAAGGCAACAUGAAAAAAUUGAGCUACAAUGUCGGGAAACAUAUGGACGAUAUGCAGAGCUGCUCCAUAAAAUAGAUAGUUUACCUAAAAAUAGACUACCGGAAGAUUUAAAGUCUCAGAGAGAUUUCAUGGACUUUGUUUGUCGUAGCUUCGCUUCACGACUCGAAAGACGUAGAAAUGUACUAAUUACUUCGCAAAGAUUCUUUAGACUUGUUUCUGAGUACUUCGACAGGACUAGUGAAGUAUUCGAGCAGUUGGUUAUGGGCAGUAGAAAUUAUAACUUCUCUCAAUCGAGUAUUAAACUCUUAACUUUGGAAAAAAGUCAAACAGUUUUAGAUAGUUUAGAAGGCGAGCUUGUAAAAGAAGGUGAAAAAUUGUCGGAUAUUCUCUCUAUGCCCGUGAAGGAUGCGCUCGGUCGAGAAGUUUGUGUAAAUUAUGAUGAAGAUAUUAUCAAUGUAAAAGAUAUAUUGGAUGCAACAAAUGCCAGAAAGAAUAUAUUUAAUGAUAGUGUGGAAUUACAGAAGCUGUCUCUGAAACAAAUAGCUUUGAUAUACAUGUAUGAGAGCGAUGCCGAACAAGCUGUUAAAUGGUUAAACGAUUUAUUCAAAGUUUUACUUCGAAAUCAUAUGGAAGUUGGAUGUAAUGUAAAGGAAAUACAAUCGCAAAAAGAAGAACACCAAUCUUUCCAGGAAACAGCAAAAGGGACUUACGAGUAUGGUAAUCAAUUGGUGAAUGGAGCGCGUGUUCUGAGAUCAUCUUGCAGAAUAUCUUUAGAGAGCAAUGCUAAUCUCUUUUCAAAAUUACGACAGGCUUGGCGACAGUUUCGAUCUGUUAGUCAGGAACAAUUAACUAGGCUACGAGUAUGCGCUGUUUUUCACAGAAACGUCGAAGAUCAUUGUAUCGGAUUACAAAAUUUGGUGGAAACAGUGACAGCCUUGUAUCAUUCUGCAAAAGAUGAAGACGUAGCAGUCAAAGCACACGUCAAAGAAAAUAUAAGAGAUAUCCUCGACAAUCGAGAGAAACUUUUACUGGAAGUUGGUCGCAUGGUCAGAUUGGGUCGACUCCUUAAAACGAGAUUGAAAGAACCUCUUCAUCAUCAACCAAUGUUGGAAGCCGAGGAUUCACCGAUCCUUAAUAGUAAUUUGACAGCUGUCGAAGCUAUCUCGGCGAAAUUAGCAGAAGUUACACGUCUGGCGGAAAAACUGGAUGCGAGGCUAUGUGAAGCUGGAGCCAAAACUCGACCGAUAUCUGUUCCUAUUGCGACGUCCUCUACUUCGUCCUUGUUCUCAAUAUCUGCUAUGCCGCUGUCAAGUGCGCCUAUGCAUGCUGCUUCUAAUACGGCUGUAUUGUCAUCGGAUAUGGCAGUUUCAGACCUACCUGUAAUUACUCAAAUGCAUCCAAUAAUUUCGGAAACUGUGACUACAAAAAUCAAAUCAGACGUAAUUAAAUCCGUUACUCCUAUGACGGGAAAGGUUGAUGAAAAUUCACAUCAUAUUCAUCCGCAUUCUAUUGAAAAUGUUGAAUCAUGGAAUAAAGAUUUUAAUGCUAACAAUAAGGAACUUAUCGAAAAACCUCGUAGCGAGAGUGCAACAGGAGAAUAUAAUGCAGAGGGUUAUACAACAGCGACUGAAUGUUCAAUAACUCCACCUCCGCGUUCGAGAAGCGAAUCAUUCGUAACAUCGCCGGAAUGUGAAGAUAUUGCUAUUAUCGCGACAGUGGUGACAUGUUCUGAUUCUACUAGGUGGACUACGGAAAAACCUAAGCUCACAACUACGAUUGCAUCCCUUACUUCUACUCCAAACAAUGAAAACCAGAAAUAUGCUGAAACGACAUCAAAUAUUUCUAUUAUUGGCGGAAUUAAACCAACGUCACGAAUAGAAACAAUGGAGAAAAUUACUAAUGAAAAGUCAAACAGAAUUGUAAAAGAAGUUACGGAAACAACUGUUUUACGAGUAUCACAUGAUAUUCGAUUAGGUGUAGCCUCUUAUAAAGUGAUAUCAAAUACUACACAAGAUCAUCGACACAAUAUCGACGUGAAAGCUAUACAAAAUGUAGAACGUGUAAUGGAAGCAGAACCAGAUGAAAAAACGGAUGACAUUUAUCCUGAUUUAUCUUCGUUUAAUGAAUCCAAAUAUUAUAUUGACAAAAAAGUCUAUUCGGAUCAAAAUAUUUCAAAGAAGCUCAUGAAAAUUCAAGAACAUAUGUUGAAUGAAAGCACACGCUCUGAUUCGAGAGAGUACGAGGAUGCAUCGUUGCCUUCUCAAGAUCUAUUACGACGUCACGAGGAUAAUAGAAUUGAAAUAUCAUCGAUGAAGAAGGAUGAUAAUUUGGAAGGCGAAGAUUUUUUUGAAAGAGCGAGGAAGAGCGGCGAAUGGCUAAAGCUGAAAAUACUCGAGUUACAACCAGAAUUAACAAAACUUGGUGCUUCCGUAAUAGAAGCCACGGAACUCUCGAAAGCACAUGAUCAAGUGUUACUUCGAUUACAGCAGAAUAAACAAAGUCCAGUGGAAGAAUUAUUGCGACAAGCUGAUCACUUAAUCGCAACCCAGAGACCAAAAGCAGAAGUAUACACUGCCAUGGCGGAUACAUUAGGUCAGGCAUGGCGUGAUGUAAAUCAACUUUUGGAACGUCGUAAGGAGAUACUCGACCGAAACGUAUUAUUUCAAAGUCGCUCGGAGGAAUGUAGAGAAAAUAUGGAAGCAUUGGAAAUGGCGUGUAACGACACGUUGCUACCGAUCGAAAUAGAAGCAGUAAAAAAUUUUCUAUCAAAAAUCCAAGAUCUUCGUAAAGAUAUGUUGGAAGCGUUGAUGGGUGCGUUGCGGGAAGGUAAGACAUUGCUGGAUGGACUCAAGGAAUUGGUAAACGAAGGCACUUUAGAUUCAAGACCAGAUACGAUUAAAGAUGAAGCUAAUCAUGCUGUGUUGCAAGUUGAAAAAUGGUUGGAAGAACUUCAUGAUAGAAGGCGAGUGAUCGAGGCAUGUUUUCGUAGUAGAAAAACUCAAUUGGAGCAAUGUCUUGCUCUCGCGCUACUCGCAACUGAUCUUCGUGAUCUUGAAGAAAUUCUCAAUGAUAGAAUUGCUACACUAGAGAAUAGUUGCGAUCAGUUGGGAAAUUCCGCUUCUAGUGCAGAACUGCUUCUUUUUGAAUUAAAAAAGUUGCAAACCGAAGCCAAGGAUUUUCAAGACAAGGCCAUUAAAAUAACUAAAUCGACCGAACGAUUAGUGUCAUCAGGACACUUUGCAGGCGAACAAGCAACCGAACAGGCGUACGCAAUUCUUAGUACCGCUACUGAUUAUAUUAACGAUUUAGACCAAUACAAUACAUUGUUGAAUAGAGCAAUAGCCUUUUUCAAUUCUGCACAAUCGGCUUUUACCAAACUGGAUCAACUAGAAGUUCAAUUAAUGACAACGGAAUACUCUUCUUAUUCUACACAACUAGCACGUUUUCAUGAACAAACAGUGGCCACAAUAGAAGACGUAAUUUCAAAAUCAUUAUCAGAAGGAUAUGCGAUUUUAAAUAUCACGGGAAAAGAAGCGCCUGGUGCCGAGGGUGUAAGAAAUAUAGUGGAAAAAUUGGAGAAUCGCAAACUUUGUUUGAUAGAACGAUGUACGGCUCAUAAACAAGAAAAUUUGGAGGUUUCGAGAAUACUUGCUACAUUUUUAGAUAAGCAUGACGCAUUACGAGCUUGGCUAACUAAUACGGCUAAAGUCUUUCUUCAAACGCAUCAAAAUCUAGGCAGUGAUCUGUCAAUGGCAUACGAUUUCCGUCGAGUUCAUUGUCAAUUGCUAACCGAAUUGGAACAUAAAAGUGAGGAGGUAGAUCAUUUAGAAUUGGAAAUUCUUCCAAUCAUAGAACGUCUGGACGAAAUACAGAAGUACGAAUUACAAUUAAAAAUAAAGAGUCUUGAAGACGAGUGGACAAAAACAAAAAUUGCAAUGGUGAAAAGAAUCGAAUUAGGUACUAUUUACAUGCAGUUUCAUGAAAUUGUGGAAGAAUUGACUCAUGAAAUGGAUUCAAUUUAUGACGAAUUGAAAAAUUGUGAAAAUGCAUUAGAUGAGACUAAGUUUAAUGAACUAGAAGAAAGAUGGAAAUCCUUUGAACCACUUUAUAAGAAACUCCAUGAUUAUGCAAAAACAUUUCUCAAUGAAACAAAUAACAUUGAUGAUUCAUAUCUUGAUGUAUCGCGAGCUUGUCUGUGUAUACGAACUCUUUUAGAAAAGUUUGCCAAUCGGCAAUUGGUUAUAACAGAAUCAUGGGAAAAAUGCCAGACUACUGUUCAAAUAUUAAAACAAAAGCGAAUUGAAUGUGAGCAAAGAAUAGAAGAAAGUACAAAGACAUUAGCUUCAAUUACAAAAAUUGAGACGAUGCUGUACCCAAUGAUAACAACACGAUCUUCUAAAAUAACCGAUAUUUUGCACAAUUUAGAAGAUGUAAAAAAACAAGUUUUAUUUGAAUUAAAUAAAACUAUUGAGGAAUUGGAUGCUCGAAUUAAAAACAUUCAAGCAUUUGUCGACAGAGAUGAAAGUAAAGCAGCCCAGCAGAUUUCAGGAAAUCUCGUAGAAAUGCAUAAAAAGAUGAACACUAUCGUUAAAGAUUACGAAAAAUUAUUAGAAUCUUUAUUUUCUACUUUUAAAACUCUCGAAGAGAUCGAGAAUAAAAUUAAUGAAGCAAAGCAAGAAGUUGAACAUGCGUUAAGUUCUACUAGAUUGACCGAUGUAAAUGCUUCAUUAAACAAAUUUGACAUGUUAAAAUCCUCUAUUACGGAAUCUUUACUACGAAUACGUACGAAAUCCGAAGAAAUAAUCGACAACAUUAGACUACAAGAGCCGCCAGAAUCAGCAACACAAGAUAUUGAAAAAUUAAAACGCACCUUAGACUCUGUAAACGUUAAAUUCGAAUCGUUUAAAAUCGAAUCGUUGAGCCAUCUUGAAAAACAUCGACGACUCUGCGCUUUUAGAGAGGAUAUUGAAAAGAUUAAUUCGGAUCUACGUGAAUUAAACGAACAGUUAAAAGAUAUGGAUGGAAGAAUUGGUGACACUUUAUCGAAAGCGACACUUACUGCUUUUGAACAGUUUGAGCAAACGAUAAUGAUUUUGGAAGAAAAAAUUGAAACUUUUAUAAAGAAAACAGAAGAAACAAUUGUUCCAUUAACUCCACAAGUAACGGAUGAAAUUUUAUCCCUGCGAAACAGAUGGGAUCAUCUGAGGACAUGUGUUAAAAAUACUAAGAAAAGAAUGAAUUUAGCUAUUGAUUAUUUCACGCUCUUGGAAGAAGCCAAACAAUGGUUUAGGGAAGGUAGCAAACUUUUGGUGAUUGUUGCACGUAAAGCAACAACCGUUAAAGUGCCUGAAGAAACUACCGAUUUACUGCGAGAAAUUGAUGCUUAUAUAAAACCAGGUGAAGAACAGCAAGAAAAGAGAAUUGAGAAAUUGAAACAAUUGUCGACAAUAGUUUUUGGUACAGACAGACUUCCGCAAUUCAACGAGGUGGUAGUAGAGAAUCGACAAAUGCUAGAUUCCUUCGCAGUUAUUUCUUCCGAAUUGCAUACUCUGAGUCAAAAUUUACAAACUGCCGAAGAUCUCCGAGAGAAGAUGCGAAUCGAGAAGCUAGAAGCUGAUAAAAAGUUACAAGCUGUUAAAGCAGAAAUGGAAGCUGCAGAAGCUGCAAAGAUAGAAGCAGAAAACGCGAAAAAACUUGCAGAACAGCUUGCUGCUGAGACUUUAGACAAGGCUGCAAAAAAAUUAAAAGAAGAAGAAACGCGAAAAAUUGUUCCUCCCGUUUCUCAUUCCAUCUCCGCUCAAACUGAUGAGACCAUAGUUGAAGAAACUAUUACUUCCGCUGUGACAACGAAAGAAAUUCAUAUUCUUCAAAAGAUGGAAGUCGAGAAAAGUAUUCCAAUUAUUCCAAAAGAAACUAGUCCCCUAAGAAAGCUUGUAUUUGAAGAAAUACAUGACAAAUCACACGAACAUGCUGAAGAAAAACAAAGAGACGAAAUCGUUUCAUUAGCUCCAGAAUUCACAGUUCCUUUGUGUGACGCGAUAGUUCAAGAAGGCAAAGGAUUCAAUUUUGAAUGUCAUUUAAUUGGUCAACCGAUACCAGAUGUAGUGUGGUACAAAGAUGGAAUAUCAAUAUUGAAUAAUCCAGACUAUUUAACAACUCAUAUAAACGGCAUUUGUACGUUAAAAAUAGAAGAAACAUUCGCUGAGGAUUCUGCCAAAUACACUUGCCGUGCAUUUAACAUUCAUGGCUCUGUCGAAACAUCAGCCAUUUUAACUGUUAAAGAGAUUAUCACAGAAGAACAGCCAAGUGCUCCAGUUUUCACGAAGGAAUUGCAGCCCUCUUUUACGAGGGAAGGAUGCUCUCAUAAAUUAGAGUGCACAGUCAAAGGAAAUCCUUUACCAACGGUACAAUGGUAUAAAAAUGAUACCAACAUUGAUAAUUCUCCAGACUACGUUAUUACUUAUAAUAAUGGAGAAGCUGUUUUGAAGUUCGAUGAAAUUUUCUUAGAAGACAAAGCAUCAUACACCUGUAAAGCAACAAACCAAUGGGGACAGUCAACUACUAGCUCUUUUCUAGAUGUAAAACCUGCGCAAAUUAUCGCAAAAAGUCCAUAUUUCGUGGUACCGUUAUCAAAUGUUAUAGUCAGUAUAGGCCAAAGAGCAAAACUAGAAUGCGAAGCUUCCGGAGAUCCAAUUCCCGAAUUAAUCUGGACUCACGAUGGAAAGCUAAUUGAAGAAAACAAUUAUCAUAAAAUUCAAACGGAUGGUGCUCGAACAAGCUUGACAAUUACGGAAGCCUUUCCGAAAGAUGUCGGUUCUUACACGGUGACUGCCAGUAAUGAAAUUGGGAAAGCCACUGUAUCUUGUACCGUUUCUGUGAAAGAGCGUUUGCUUCAUGAAAUUAGCGAAUCUGGUUUCGUGUGUAGCGACAAGGAACCUAUAGUCCCGAAAUUUCAAUUACCCUUGCAGGAUCUUAAAAUUCAAGAAGGACGUUCAGCUAGGCUAGACUGCGUGAUUGUAGGUCAUCCUGAACCUGAGGUAAUUUGGUAUCAUAAUGAACAACCUGUAAAGGAGUCGUCAGAUUUUCAAUUACUCUUCCAAGGUGACCGAUGUUCACUAGUUAUUCAUGAAGCUCUCUUGGAUGAUGCCGGUGUAUAUAAAGUAGUUGCUAUUAAUUCUGCUGGCGAAGCUUCUAGUCAGUGUGCAUUAACAAUUACGCCGGCAUCUCACAUUUUAAAUGUAAUUGAUCGAAUAAAGACAAAGGAAGAAACUCUUGCCAAUGAUACCUUACCGAAGUUCAUUAAACUUCCAAUGGAUUUGCUGGUAGCUGAAGGUGAAAAUGCAAUUUUUGAAUGUGUCGUAAUGGGAGAUCCUAAACCUGAUUUAAGAUGGUAUUCUAACGACGAUGAAAUGAUUCAAAACGGAAGGAUUUUGAUUGGAGAAAAAGAAGAUGGAACAAACUUUUUGAAAAUUUCAUCAACGAUACCAAAAGAUAAAGGCAAUUACGUGGCAAAAGCCAUAAACAUACAUGGUGAAGUAAAAGCUUUUGCCAGAUUGGUUGUGAAAUCACUUGGUGAUUUCAAAAGGAACGAAGAAUUUAUUCAGAUGGAAGAAAAAUUAAUUCAGCCAACGUUCAAAGAAACAUUUCAAGACAGAAAAGUAUUCGAAAGAACUUCAACAAAAUUCGAAUGCAUCGCCACUGGUAAACCAUUUCCCAAGAUACAGUGGUUGUUUAAUGAUCGGCCGGUUCAUGGAAAAGAUUUUCUGGUUUCCGUUAGCGGAGAUAGACAAGUUUUGACAAUUCCUCUAGUCGGAGAUGCACAUGUCGGUACUAUCUCUUGCGUAGCAGAAAACGCAUCUGGUAGAGCAGUUUGUAGUGCUAAAGUGGAAAUUGAUAGUGGAUCAGAGAAGCCGGCUGCAAGUGAAGUCGAAAGAGUGUUCGAGUUAGUGCCACAUCUUUCUUCAGGCAUUAUGCAUCCUGCAAGCAGUAGCGACAAACACUUUUCAAGCGAAAAAACAUGUCACGAAGGUGGUGGCGAAAGUCAGGUGCUGACCAAAAUGUCGUCGACUGUCACACAUUCUUCAACAAUGUCUAUGAAAAAGGAAUUCUUAUCGUCUACUAUGACUUCCACUUUAUCGCAAUCAGGACACGAACCUACCAGUGUUUGCACGAAAACAACUGUGCAAUGUUCCGAACAGUCUACUUCAGAAAACGGAGCACCACCAGUCACACAAUCUCACAAGAUCGAGGAAUAUGAAAAAAUCAUACAAGAUCAGCCCGGCGAAGUAAAACAAGAAAAAACCGUUCUCGUGUCUGAAGAAACAGGAGGUGUAAAACAGGAUGUUAAAACAAAUCAAGUGCAAAAACCAUCUAGAAAACUGAUAGCGCCUAGAUUUAUUUCACCGAUUACAGGAAUGAUUGUAGAUCAAGGAACUAAUGUAGUUCUUGAAGGUAUCAUUGAUGGUUUUCCACAACCGACAAUUCUAUGGUCAAAAAACGGUCACGAGUUGAUAUUAAAAGAUAAUAUAAAAACUAGUUAUGCUCACAAUCACGUAAAGUUGGAAUUGAAGAAUGUCAAUGUGAACGAUGCUGGACGUUAUACUUGCACAAUAAGGAAUGACAUUGGAAGUGCUAGUAGCACGUCUGACUUGGUUGUUAAAAAAACAAUAUUUCCGCCGGUUUUCGGCAAGCGCCUCAAGGCUCAAGUAAUAAAGAAAGGAGAUCGUAUUAUUAUGGAGGUAGAAAUUACUGGUAUUCCUGAUCCUAUAGUUAAUUGGUAUAAAAACGAUGUGCCGAUCAAUGAACAACCACAAAAAUUAAGAAUUAUUCAACAAGGAAAUUGUCAUACGUUGAUAAUAGAAAAAGCAAAAGAAGAAGAUGCUGGCAAAUACAUGGUACGAGCGACAAAUACCGGUGGCGAGGCGCAAAGUAUCGCUGAUAUUGCAGUUUUUGAACCAGAGCCUGAUACUAUGAUCGAGGUACAUAAAACCGUCAUUUAUGAAAACAUUCAGGAUAAAAAUGUCGUCCAGUCUGAGGAGAAAAAAGAAGAGAUAUCAAAGACAUCAGACAUUUUGACGAGUAAACAAACACCAAUGACAGCAAUCCAGUUAGUCGGAUUCAAGCCUGUUACGACAUCGACUACAGUUGACAUUGUGCAAAAGAAAGACGAACCGAAAAUAAAAACUAGUAAAUCAGAAACGAUUUCAUCUAUAACCGAAUCCCAUGAAAGCGAAACGAAAUCAGAACAGAAGUUUCAUAUGAAACUAGAACAUAAAACUCCAUCUAUUGUGGAGACAAAACCUCGAACCGAGCAAACGAUAAAGGAAGUCAACUAUGACAAAAAAGAUGUUAAGGAGCCAUUAAUAAAAAUGGAAGAGAGAUCAAUAAUUGACAAUGAAAACAUAGAAACUUCUGCGAUUGCAAAGAAAGAUGCAUUGAGCUUUUUUGAAUCCAUUAUGAGAGAAAGUGAGGUAAUGCCGAAAGGACCAAAAGAAAUGAUUAAACUAACUGAAGAUGGACAAAUUCAAGAAGCAAAAGUUGGAAAGUUAACAAAAAAUUACGAAAAAGUAAGUACUUAUCAAGAAGCGAAGAAACUGGAAGCAAAACCGUCGGAAUUUCAAAUAACAAAAAAGGCCGCCCAAGAUGUUUUUACGAAAUUAGAACAAGGAUCAUCGUCUCGCGGAGUAGAAAAUAAAUUAUUUGAUUUUCCAUAUGAGACUCCCAAGCUGCCUCCAAUAGAGAUAAAAAAAACAAUAGAAGAAAAGGUAGUUUCCGAUUCGUCCAUUUCGCAACUACAAAUUCAGACCAAGGAUUCUGAAAUGAUGAAAAGUUUCGAUCUUGUGCCAGAACCACCUCCCGAGAUAUGCUAUAUGCCAAAACCGGAAGAGAAAAAAAAACGUCCUGACAUAUUUGUUAAGGCAAAACAGCUUCAGGAAUCUUUCGAUAAAUCUUUAUCUCCAAUAGAUGCCCCAAUCGGAGGGAUAAAGAUCUUUCCUACGUCUAUUCCAAAAGUACCAGAACCUAUCAAAGCUGCGGAACCUGUUCCUGCAUUUACGAUACCACCACCAUUUGAUCUUGAAAGAAAAGAAACAUGCGUAGAGAUAUUUGAAGAGACAAGCAUAAAGAAAGAUGCGUACGAGAAAAAAGAAAACAAAUAUUUAAAAGAAGAAAAAAUGGAACCAUCGAAAUACACUUCAACACUUAUUUCAAGAAGUAUAUCUCCCAUUAGACCGUGGUCAUCAUCAUCAGAUGUGGAAACCAAAUCGCACGUGUCUACGGACCUAUCAGAAUAUAGAUGUCAUUCUGCUGCUUCUAGUCAUCAAGAGAUUUUGAGAUCUACAUCCCCAAAAUCAUCUGUGGAUGCUUUGACAAUGGAAAAAUCCUGGGCCAAAAAAGGCACAGAUUCAAAUAGAAAAUCGUGGCCACCGCAAAUCAAAUCUGUUCAGAAAUAUGAGUGGAAUGUUCCCCCUGAAGAAUAUAAGAGUUUUUCAAGAGAAUUUCAACAAAAGAUUGAAGAAACACAACAAGGUGGAAUAAAGAAGAUCAGUACAGAAUCAUCCGCUAAUGUAGAAAAACAGUCGUGGAGUAGCAAAGAAAAAUUUACUGAAAACAUAGUGGAAACAUCUCCAUCUUUAUCGAAAUUAGGUCCAAUAAUCUAUAACGCCGAGACAAUUAAAGUCGAUCAUACAGUAAAUACUAUGCAAGAGAAGGCUCUGUUUGAAAAAUACACUACUGAAUGCAACAUAGAAAAAACUAAAUCGACACAGAAAUUUGAAGAUUUUAGUUCGAAACGUUGGACAGAAGAUAAAGAAUUGAAAGCACCUAGUUUGGUGAAAAAGAUUGAACCAGCAAAAUCGCUUGCGGUAUCAUAUCGUCCUAUAGAGAAAGAAACGGACUUGGUCGUAAUCAAGCCAGGAUCGCCUCCGGAGAUUGGAUAUAUUCCACCAUCUAUUGCAAAAGAAAAAACUAUAUUGGAAUAUAAAAAAGUGGAAAAAAAAGUAGAAGAACCACCCAUACUUCCACCGAAAGAUGUACGUAUUACACCGCCACCUGUUCCAGCUAAGAAGCCUGUUAAAUUCUCGACACCAGUUCCGUCAAAAUUCAUUAAAGGUUCUUUUAGCCAUGAAAGUGAUUACGAGUCCGAUUUCGAUAGACCAAAAGCAAAAUGGAGGCCUUACGAGAGUGAUAACGAAGAACCUUAUUAUCGACGAGUCAAAGCACCUGUUUCGAAGCAGUCGGCAAGACCACGAUCUACCGAGCCCGAGCCACUCCCACCUUCCAAAUUCGAGACUCCUGCUCAAUUUAUAGGACCAUUUAAGCCACUAGUUACCACAGAAUCUUCCGAAAAAGCAAUAAAAAAAAUAACAUUUAAACGACACGAUAAAGAAUUUAAGCAACAACAACAACAAAUUCCAAUUUCUCUAAAACCCGGUUCACCACCAAUUUACGUGAGCGUAACAGGUUCCGCGCCAAAAUCUCCUUCUGUUAAAAAACCGGAAUCUCCAAAAUUCAAAACAAAAGUUUUUCAACAAGAAAGUGGUUAUAUGGCAGAUACUGAUGAGCCAUUCCAGCAGAAGGCUUCAUCCAUAACGACACAAAAAUUUCUUGGAAAACGCGAUGGUCCUUUAACAAUUCAUACGGAGAGCCAUACUAUGUCCAGUGAGAAUAGAACAAAGUCUUUCGAAAGUCACAGUUACAAAAGCGAGCAUUUACGAAAAGAAGAGUCUUCUUUCGUCUCGCCACCUAUUUGUAGUACACAAGGGACUUCUAAAGCCGUUCAACAACAACGUAGCUCUUCCGAGAAGAACAGAUUCGAAUCCAUAAAGGAGACAGGAUAUUCCAUGAAUCAGUUACAUAGAAAAUUGGAACCAACGGCAAAAAUACCAUCAAUAUCUCCGGAGCCUUCGAAAUUAAUGAAGGGUGACUUCCGCGAGAGCGACUACGAGAGCGACUAUGAUGGCAGAACAUCAUCAUUUAGCGCCACCAAACUUAGUGUCACAGAUUCAGGGAAACCGAUGGAGUCAAGUUCGCCUCAACAGCAACACACAGUAGUCGUACCAACAAAACCGAAAACGGUUCUUCUACCUGGUUCUCCACCGGAAAUUGCUUAUGCGCCACCUCAAUCACAACAACAAUUUUACAAAGCACAUACGAAAAUGCCAUUUACCAAUGCAAUGGGCACAGAGACAAAAAAAACUGUGAGAAUGGACGAAUCAACGGAGAAUGCUAGAAGGAUUGUUACUGUUGAGCAAACAAGUCGUGUCAUUAAAUUUGGUGACACCAAUGUUACGUCUGCCCAGCAGAAACAGCAAAGAACUAAUUACUAUGUGCCUAAACCAAAAAAAUUUGUGCAAGGACAAUUUCGAGAAUCGGAUUACGAAAGCGAUGUAGAUUCAAGCAGAAUUCGAUCAAAAUGGGCUCCAGCGGAUAGCGACACGGAGGAACCUUGUUACCGAAGAGUUCAACCACCCACAGAAAGGAGUCCAAGAUCUUUGAAUGCACAAGUUAGAUCAGCACACAUCGCAUCGCCGAUGGAGUUUGACAUCAGCCCUCCGACGAUGUCACAGACACAGAUCCACAAAGAAGAUACAGAUGAAAAAAUCAAUUUUGAAAGAUAUCAACAGCAUACAAUUUCCGGAAAGCUUGAUAACAUUUUACAGCCUGGUACACCGCCCGAGUAUGGAUUCAUAUCGAAAAGCAAUGUUAAAAGAGCAGCAGGCCACAUCGCGUCACGUCACAUGAGUGAUAUGACGAGCAGUUUUAAAUCAAAAACUAAAAAGUUUGUGAGUGAUAUCCAAUCGGAUUUAAGGCAGGGUAAACCGAUCUUGAAGCAGCCUAUCGACUCCAAGAUAACCGAUAAUGACGAGCCAAGAACUUAUAGAGAAGAAUCGCGAGUCUCCGAGCACGGAACAAAACAAAUUGAUCCGGAUACUGGACUCAUAUAUUUCAAGUACGACUUUGGCUAUGAAUUUGGUAUUGUUUUACCUGGCGAGGGUAAAAAGACAGUUGAAAGCAGCAAGAAAACUAUUCAAGGACAGAGACGUUCCAGUGACAUAGAAGUGCCUAUAAUCCACGAGUUUACUGAAAAAAAAACGAAUGGUUUUACGAAGAAAGGCACAUUUCUGAAACAUCAGACCAAGACAGGAAAUAAAUUGGGAAAUUUAAAGACAGUCAAAUGGGAACCAACAUCGGAAAGCGAGUUUUCUGAAACUGAAGACAUAAAGAAUCUCAGUAAAAAACAAUUAAGUAAGGGAGAUACUGAAAGCUCGAUGGCGCCUCCAGGUCUUAUCAUACCUAGUUCUGUAUCACCUUCAAGAUGGGAUCGCACAACAUACAGUCCGCUUUCUCUUAGUCCAAGUCUACCAAGCCUCUCUCCAAGACAGAGUAGCGCUACUGGACCACCUAGCAAUGUGGAUUCUGCAGGUUCACCGUGGCCGAUUAGCAACGGUACAUCGAGUAAAGAAGUUAUUCAGCCUUAUCUCGAAAUAUUACCGAAGAAGGCUCCUACAUUCAUUACGCCAUUGAAGGAUAUUGCCGUAGUAAGCGGACAAUCAGCAAGAUUCGAAUGUAUCGUCCAAGCCGAACCACAGCCCAAUAUUCUUUGGUCAAAAAAUCGUAGAAUCAUCGAAAAUUCUGAAAAUCAUGACGUCCAAUAUAGAAACGGCGUUUGUCGUCUUACUAUAUUGAGAGCUUUGCCAGAUGAUGCUGGGACUUAUUCAUGUACGGCAACAAAUAAUUUAGAUUCUGCCGUAACAUCUGCCAAUUUAGAAGUUCCAGGUAAUAGACGAUCUAUUUAUGCCCCUAUUUCGUAAAGAUCUGGUGAGGAAAGAAACAAAUAAUCGAACAGAAUAAAUACAGGGCUGAAACAUUUAAUUCUUAACUUUGAUCUGCUGGUGCUGGAAAUUUGCAUCGUAUUAUUUGAUUAUUACUUUUAUCCAGGCCACAAACUAAUAUGGUGAAGGAAAUAAUAACAUAUAAUGCUCGAUAUACUGUAUUUCUUAAAUAUAAAAAUAUUUUUGCAAAUUUUUAAGGGACUGAAGAUAAACGAAUAAUUUUAUGAAAAGCUUUUGUUACGUAGCUUGCUUCUUGUUGGGGGUGAACAACUAUUUUAGUCUCAGUAUAAAAAACAAAAAUAAAUACUACUAAUUAUAGUAAAAGAGAGGAUAAAAAAGAAUUAUCUCAAUGAGCAUAAUUAUUACUAUUGCAUUUUAUUCAAAUUUUUAAAUUAAUGUUUUGGCAGGGGCUAGUUAAUUAAAAUGAUCUAGUCAAUAAUAAACAAAUAACAAAAAAAAUAAAAAUACGCAAAGACUGUCUCAUCAAACAACAUAUUAACUAUUUUAAUUGUGCCACUGAACAAGUUAAGAUAAGUUUUUCUCGUAUUUAAUCUCAUUUCUAUGUUUUAUCUGUUUCAAAUAUUGUGAUUUUCUAUUAAAAUAUUAUAUUUUUGAUUUUUUUUCAAGCAUAUUAAAUAUUUCUUGUUAACAUUUCCGCAAAAUAGAAUUACAAAAAUGUUUUUAACGAGCUAUAACAAAAAUAUUAAUUAAAAAUGAAACACGUUAGAUAAAACAAUAAAAUAAAGUCAAUUUUCUAUUUCAAUCCAAAGAUUAAUAGUUUAGGUUACUCUUUUUAAAUUUCAAGUAUACAUGAAUACAUUGAUGAAACUAGUCAGAUUAUUUUAAAAAAUUAUAAGAAAAGUUAUUUAUAUUAUUAAACAAUAAAUAAGUGCAAUAAGAGUGAUUGUUUUAGAUAAAGCUUCUUAUAGUUUUUCAAGUUUUUAUGUUAAUUGUUUUUGCUUAAAGAAAAUUAAUAAUUUUAGCUAAAUGGGAUCUAUUACGAGGCAUGUACGUGGCUAUGCUAUAAAUCGCUAUACUAUUAGCUCCUUGCGUCGAUAAUUAGUUAAUUUAUACGUUUAGCACAUGCACAUUCAAAACAUACAAUCACAAAAAGCAGUAUUUGUCGAAAAAUUUCAUAAAAUUUCAACGAUUUGUAAAUUAUGUAAAUAAUUAUAAUAUUUUUCAAUAUUUAAUAAAUAAUAAAACACCAUUUAAAAAUAAGAUAUUUUAAUAUGUUUUCACAUCGCAAGGAGUUAAUUCUUAUUCAUUAAUCUCGCUGUUCACACAUGAAUUCACAAUGAUACUUAUGUACUAUGUAAAUAAAUGUAUGCUUCCUCUACAAUCUAAA
Solenopsis invicta (red fire ant) is the source of this 16466-nucleotide messenger RNA. RefSeq names its product titin. NCBI's taxonomy places the organism in Eukaryota, Metazoa, Arthropoda, Insecta, Hymenoptera, Formicidae. The transcript has 52 exons. Bases 347 to 15097 code for a protein of 4916 amino acids. Gene Ontology annotation, molecular function: protein kinase activity. The record is from RefSeq and is a predicted model, not a curated record.